GGACUUCUCCUGAGGUGCCCACUGGUUGGGCUGAGCAGAGGCUUGCUGUGUACCUGCCUAAGGAGCUGCUGCUUUAUGUGCUUUCUGCAAGAUUUCAUAGGUGUCCAAGCUUUUUUUUUUUAAGUGUUCAAGCUUUUUUUUGCCUUCCUUGGUGUACGUGAUGUCUAACAUCUAUAGGAAGAGACAAGACGCUGCCCGGUUUAUCUUUUCUUUCCCACUACCCGAUUGUUUUAACUGACAAUAACUUUUCUCAAGUUGUGUCUGUUUUACCUAUGGCAGUAAUUAGGAGACCUCCCCAUCUUUGUCCUGACCUGUGAGUGUUCUUGCUUCCAUUCUUCCUGUCUUCUCCCCCUGUCCCACUGGCAAGGGGUUUGGCUCUAAGUCAGAGCUAACCCACUGCUUUCUGGUACAUCUGAGAAAUCCCAGGAUGGCUGCAAAGCACCAUGGAGUAGGCAGCUCCGUUCAGCUACUCACACAAGUCACUGUGGCUCCUUCAUGAAGCUGUCACCAGAGACUUUCAUUUUGUACCCCUGAAAUGGAAGUGAAGUCUAGGAAGUAGCUGAAGAGGUGAUGAAGACUCAGCGAUGAUGUCAACUUUGCUGAAUUCUCUGAUCCCAGCACUGAGAAGCAUGGAAAUAUGUUUAAGGGACAGCCAUCAUAGAGCUGUAGAAUCAGCCAAAGGAAAAUAUGCUCACAUGCUGUUCAAUGAACUGUUUGAAGACUAUUCCAAUGCUCUACGACCAGUGGAAGACACAGAUAAAGUGCUGAAUGUUACCCUUCAGAUAACAUUGUCCCAAAUUAAAGAUAUGGAUGAAAGGAACCAAAUUUUGACAGCUUACUUAUGGAUUCGACAAAGCUGGUAUGAUGCGUACCUCAAAUGGGACAAGGAUAAAUAUGAUGGGUUGGAUUCUAUCAGGAUUCCAAGCAAUUUGGUCUGGAGACCAGAUAUUGUCCUAUAUAACAAGGCAGAUGAUGACUUUUCAGAACCAGUGAAUACUAAUGUUGUGUUGAGAUAUGAUGGAAAAAUUACUUGGGAUGCGCCUGCUAUCACAAAGAGCUCAUGUGUAGUGGAUGUAUCUUAUUUUCCUUUUGACAGCCAGCAGUGCAACCUUACGUUUGGUUCCUGGACCUAUAAUGGUAAUCAGGUAGACAUCAUCAAUUCUCUUGAUAGUGGUGACCUUUCUGACUUCGUAGAAGAUGUGGAAUGGGAGAUUCAUGGCAUGCCAGCGGUUAAGAAUGUAAUCACUUACGGCUGCUGCUCUGAGCCUUAUCCAGAUGUAACAUUCACACUGAUUUUGAAAAGGAAGUCUUCUUUCUACAUAUUUAACCUUUUGCUUCCUUGCAUUUUGAUCUCUUUCCUCGCCCCACUGGGAUUCUAUCUCCCUGCAGACUCUGGAGAAAAAGUGUCUCUAGGUGUUACGGUUCUUCUUGCCCUGACCGUGUUCCAGCUUAUGGUUGCAGAGAUCAUGCCUCCCUCUGAAAACGUACCUUUAAUAGGCAAGUAUUACAUAGCAACUAUGACCAUGAUCACAGCUUCCACUGCGCUGACGAUCAUUAUCAUGAACGUCCAUCACUGUGGCUCAGAAGCGAAGCCUGUUCCACAAUGGGCCAGGGUGGUUAUCUUGGACUACAUGUCAAAAAUCUUUUUUGUGUAUGAUGUGGGUGAAAACUGUACAAGUCCGCAAAGAGAGAAGGAGCAAGAACAUAAGUUAGAGGGGGAUGAUGUGUGUCCGGGGGGAGACAAAGAGGUAAGGAGUCAACUUUCCAAUAGAAAUGAUGACAGUGAUCUCAAGGAGAAGCUGAAUGGAAAUUUGAAUAAAAGCUGUGGAGUUCAUGGUGAAGACGGUAGGGAGAAUGUUAACUGCUGUUCCUGUUACAAAAUGCUGAUAAAGAAUAUCGAGUACAUUGCUAACUGUGUUCGAGACCAUAAAGCAAACCGGGCCAAAGGGAUUGAGUGGAAAAAAGUAGCAAAAGUGAUGGACAGGUUUUUCAUGUGGAUUUUUUUUAUCAUGGUGUUUUUCAUGAGUGUGCUGAUCAUUGGGAAAGCAGCUUAACUGCAGAUGAACACAUUCAUUUUGUAGGUAUGAAUGUACUGGGUUAGCUCGUUUCAGUGGAGCUGUGGGGUAGGUGUGCUUCUGAGAUCUUUGUGUCUUCUGUUCUGUAACAAUAAACCAGCUCAGUAGGCUGCAACGGCAUGUUGAGACAUUGCUCAGCGGAUGGCUUUAUUAGUGGCUUUCAUUGCAUUUUAAUAUGGGAGUGCAGCCCCGAUGAGGCUGCUGGAUGAGCAGUCUGUGCUCCGUCUUAAUGAACGGUGGCCACGACUGCAGGCUGAUCGGGGGAGCAAUGCAGUGAUGGAGCCGACAGCCUAGCAGGGAGCACUCUAUUCAGAGGGCUGCACCUUGUAACUUGGCUGGCCUUUUCUCUCUGCCAGAACAAAAGUGGGGUAUUUGUGAGAUUGUGACAGUUCCUGGAAUUUACUGCUUCAUGGCACUGCCCUUUUUUCCUUUUUUAGCUUGCCUAAGUUAGCUUAUUUUGUUAAGGGCUUUUUCUGGUUACUGUUCAUGUCUGCUCAUAGGCUCCACCUGCCUCUAUCUUGCUCUCUGGUGUGCCUUUCACUUCUGCUACCACUGAGUAUACCACUAAAUAUGACUGUACCUUGAUUUUCCUUUUAAUCAUUUCCUGCUGCUAAAUAUUGCUCCAUUGUUACUACAGGCACAGUAAGCCAGAAUGACAGGACUUUUUCCUCACCAAGUCACAGGGCCUCUCCUCCUUUCUCUUCCUUCUGAUUCUAACAGUAGGAAGGGCUUCUCAUCCUCCCUAGAUAUUUCAUUGCUCUGGACAUUUGUUCAAAAUGGGCCUUUAAAUGUCACUUGUGAGGCUGUUAAAAUAGGCUGUGAGUGUCUAGUCUCUGCUCAUUGUAUUGAUCUUGACUAAUGCUCACCCCAUGUGUCUGUUAUCUGGUUUUGAAUCACUAAGGUCAGAAGGGACCUCUGGAGACCAUCUAGUCCACCCCCCGUGCUCAAGCAGGGUCACCUAGAGCAUGUUGCACAGGAUCACGUCCAGGUGGGUUUUUUAAUAUCUCCAGGGGAGCAGACUCCACAAUCUCUCUGAGCAACCCCUUCCAGUGUUCUGUCACUCUCACAGUAGAGAAGUGUUUCCCCAUAUUCAGGUGGACCUUCCUGUGUUUCAGUUUGUGCCUGUUGCUUACCUCUGGGCACCACCAAAGAGCCUGGCCCCAUCAUCUUGACACCCUUCCCUAAGAAAUUUAUAUGCAUUGAUGAGAUCCCCUCUCAGUCUUCUCUUCUCCAGGCUAAUGAGGCCCAGUUUUCUCAGCCUUUCCUCAUAUGAGAGAUGCUUCAGUCCCCUAAUCAUCUUCACAGCCCUCUGCUGGACUGUCUCCAGAAGCUCCAUGUCCCUCUUGUACUGGGGAACCCAGAACUGGACACAAUACUCCAGGUGUGGCCUCCCCAGGCCUGUGCAGAGUGGGAGGAUCACCUCUCAACCUGCUGGCAACACUUUUCCUAAUGUACCCCAGGAUACCAUUGGCCUUCUUGGCCACAAGGGGACAUUGCUGUCUCAUGGUUUACCCGCUGUCCACCAGGACUCCCAGUUUUUUUCCUGCAGAGCUGCUUUCCAGCAGGUCAUCCCCCAACCUGUACUAGUGCGUGGGGUUAUUCCUCUCAGGUGCAGGACCCUGCACUAGCUUUUGUUGAACCUCAGGAGGAUCCUCUCUGCCAAACUCUCCAGCCUGGCCAGGUCCCUCUGAAUAGCAAUGCAGCAUUGUGGUGAAUCAGCCACUCUUCCUGCUUUUGUAUCAGCAGCAAACAUGCUGAGAGUGCAUCCUUGUCCGUUCAUCUGGUUCACUGGUGGGUAAGUUGGAUAGGACCGGACCCAGCACAGACCCCUGGGGGACACAGCUACAGGCCUCCAGCUAGACUGUGGACACUCUCACACAACCCUCUGAGCUCUGCCAUCCAGCCAGUUCUCAGUCCACCUCACUGUCUGCUCAUCUAAAUGUACUUAAAUUAUCAGCUGUCUAAAGGAAUGCCAAGGUUGCUUUGCGCAUUACUUAGCACAAAAGCAUGAUCUUACAGCACUAUCAUUAAAGUAGUGCCAUAAUCAACACGUUCCCUGUUCAACACCUUGCUGCUUAAGUGUACAUGAAUGUGUUUGCUGACAACACUAAAAAGCCCUCUCCUCUGUGUUAAUUUCUUUUAACUCCUCAGACAAAAGUUCCAGAAGAUGUCUCAUGGUAAAGUGAGAAGCUUAAAAGCCCAGGCAUGCCCUUGGCAGAUAAAUUGCUUUUACAAAGCAUCCUGAAUUUUGAAACCAUGAUAUUCUAGAUGCAGUGGGAGAGGCAGAAGGACACUGUAAUGGAUCCCAGUCAAAAGUUCAUGUGAUAAAAUGAGUUUUCGUAACUGUUGCAGUUAAUAGGAGCACACCUGUGAAGCUGUAACUUAAGAGUGAGGAGUCAAAAUGGCAAACCGAUGCAGUCGUCAUGCCCAAAUUUAUUGAAAGAGAGGGAUUUGUAGUUAUUAUUAUUAUGUAAAUGAUGCGUUGAAUUCUAAAUGCCAGGUUUUCUUUUGUGUGGAAUAAUUAAUGCUGUAAGCUUAUCUGGAUUCUCAUACAUAAUGCAAGCUUUAAAGUCCAGGUUCUAAUGUAAAGAUAAACUGGGUAGCUAGCCAAGAAUAAACUCAGUAUGUGGAAAAAGUCUCAAGUGUAUUCCCUAUAUAUUAUCAGCUUCCAGUCAACUGGGGUAACUUUGAAUAUCUGCUUUAGAAACCAAGCUGUUCAUUCUCCCUGUGCAGAAGAAUGGUUGCAGACAUUUGCCAUGGAGCUCAGGGUUUGACAUUUAUACUGCCUCGUUUAGGAAACUGAUUUGGUCUUUGUUGUGGAAAAAAGAUACUGUCCCCAAAGCCUGGGAAGUAAAGUAUUUAAAGAUAAAGGUAAGGUAUUCAGAAGAAAUGGCUAAGGGAGUGUUUGUCCAAGGCUUAUGGGUGGUAUAAAGAAAAUAGAGUUAUUGUUUGCUCUCUCUUCUACUUUAGGAACCAGGUGCAUCAAAUAUACUGCGAGGUAGUGGAUGGGACUGACUAUAUACUGUGUGAGAAGGCUGAGGAACUCCUUGCAACAGAAUCUGUGAAUGCUAAAAGAUUGUGUGGAUUUAAAGAGCUGGGGGAAAACGGAAGAAAAAUCUGUCAGGGUACAACUAAAUACAGUCACGAAGAGUUGAAAGCUAGAGCAGUGUUUUUAGGGAUUCAAUACUGCCUAUUCUUCUGUGCUCUUUAUCCCAUGUUUCAGGAAUUCAGGUGUUACGUUAUAAGCAUGUUUCAUCCCAUGGUUAACAAAGCUUUGCUCUGAUCCUGCCAGAAGUAUGGGAAAUAUCUCAGAGCUGUUUCUCAAGAAAUGCAGGAGUUUGGCAAGAACUCCUGAUUGUGCAGGUCUGUCCUCAUUUGAGAAACAGAAGACCUGUAAUUUGAUUGUGUAGGAGAUGGGAAGGGGAGAGCAUGGGGUGAGCAAAUUCCUUCAUUUCCAUUUAAAGCCAGGAAGAAUCCAUCUAUUCUCUCACUUUAAAAAUUUCUGUUACCUGUUGAAAAUAAUGUGGUGACUCUUGUUUUUGUUCUUAAAAUCUUCUCAUCAACAACAGGAUAUAAGACUGAAGGUGGCCUCUGUACUUUGUGUGCAACCACCUCUUUUGUACUUGCAGGCAGAGUGAAUAACUUAGAGACAGUUUAAAGGAGCAGAGCAAACUGAAUAUCUCUUUUCUCACCGACUGUGAAGUCCACUAAGAAGUAGUCAUUAUUUUUUGUAGAGAUAAAUCCAGUUCAAUUGAAGGAAUGAGAGAGAGGGAGAGUUUCUCCUUUGUGUUUUACAAAUUAAAAGUUCAUUGUGUCCAGAUCCCAUGCCUGUCAGUGUUCAACAGGCAUUUGGACAACGCCCUCAUGAAUCUGCUUUAGCUUUUGGUUAGCCCUGUGGUGGUUGGACUACAUGAUCUUUGAAGGUCCCUUCCAACUGUGCUAUAUUCUCUUUUAAGAUCUCCUUUCUGCGGAGUAGCAGUGAACAAUUCUGUUUAUACGUUGCUUGCAGUAAGGAAUAACUGAGAUAUCGACUGCCCCAGCUCAGGCUCUUUCUUGUCUGUUUCUUUCCAAAUACUUUACAGCAUUUAAUUCCUAGUCUCUUGUCCUUGGGCCACUGAUGAUCUGCAAGGCCAACAAUGAUACGCUGCAAUUGUUCCAUUAGCUUAAUGGAACUGUUUUAACCCAUCCUCCCAUUUGGCUACACUCAAGGAUUUGUGAGACUGAGCUCUAAAAGCUGUCCAGUUCAGUCAGUUGGGAACCAUUUGAUGGCAGUGGGCAGUGAACACUAAAUAAUAAAAUAUACCAAUACAUUUAAAAAAAGAUGAAGGCAUAUUAACUUACGUAUUACCUUCUGGGAGCUGUCAGGAGUACAGUGUGUUAAGUUCAGCUACCACAAAGGUGAGUGUCAAGCAGUGCAGCCUGCCUUCUGCUUACCUGGGCUGCAGGGACUGACCUCGCAGCAGGCUAGCGGUGUACUCAAUCAUAUAUUUUCUUGGUCAUGGGGGGUCUUGUGUUCAUUUGUCUGCCCACGACAGUGCUGCAUCUCCAGCUGAAGUUCCAGCUAUUGUGAUUGAGAAGACAAUCCAGGGAUACCUUUGCAACAGGACAAUAAUAUAAAUAUCCAAAUACAACUGUUGAGGGAGAUAACAGUUGAUGGGGAGCACAGCAGGGUGGAAAACAUCGUGGUUUAAUUCCAGAUGUACAGAACUGUUAUGCCUCUGUCUGUUCUUGGGCACUUCUUCAGAGUAGAAAGCAAAUCUAGUGAACAUCUGGAAAGAACAAAUCAAGAUAAAUGGCAGCUGCAGUUUUAAAGAGAAGAGUUUUUCAUUCUACUUCCUGAAAAUGUUUGUUUUAAAUGUGAUUCGGUUUAAAUGUGAUUCAGUACUUCUACCUUCUAAAUAACCUACCUAGAACUGUGUUGAGCUUUUUUUUUUUUUUUUCUGAGUAAUGCGUAUUGUCUGCUUUCUCUGCCAUUCUGAACGUUUAUUCUUUGCCAGGAUAUGUACCUUACAAUGUUAGCAUAUCUACUCACAUUUUUUUUUCUGUUACAAAAGAACUUGAAACAAUUUUUUCAAUGCUAUUAUUUUUAUUAAUCUUCACUGCAAAUUAUUUUAUCUAUGGUGUUGGGAGUUGCAUGGGGACUCUAUGCCAAAGACUGGCUUGUGUUCCCUUUGGUCUGUCACUACAUUGGUUUGUGUUAUUCUAAACGUAGUGACAGAGCUGGCAAAGGAAGAAGAGCAUUGGAGCAAAAAAUACAUAUAUAUUUUUAUUGCUUAAAUGUAACCCAUAUGAUUGUAGGCAGAGCUUCAGUGAAUAAAAUGAGUAAAUUAGGA
Molecule: messenger RNA, 7408 nt
Organism: Anas platyrhynchos (mallard)
Lineage: Eukaryota; Metazoa; Chordata; Aves; Anseriformes; Anatidae
Gene: CHRNA9
Product: cholinergic receptor nicotinic alpha 9 subunit
Biological process (GO): monoatomic ion transmembrane transport
Cellular component (GO): postsynaptic membrane
Molecular function (GO): transmembrane signaling receptor activity; acetylcholine-gated monoatomic cation-selective channel activity
Source: RefSeq, a predicted model, not a curated record